AGGAUCGGACCUUUCAGGGUGAUCCGUGAGAUAGGAAAAAAUGCAUAUUGUGUGGAACUCCCGCCCUCAUUCUUGUGCCUGCACCUGGUUUUCAAUGUCAACCUUCUUGAGCCUUACAUCAGCCCAGCAGUGUUCCAAAACCACCUUGAAAUCGAUCACCCUGCUGCAGAUCCCAGUCUGGUGCUGUUUGGCAACAACCCUUUGAAGAUCAAAGGAUCCUAG
This is a messenger RNA of Cantharellus anzutake, 222 nucleotides long. RefSeq lists its product as uncharacterized. The transcript has a single exon. The annotation marks the transcript as partial. NCBI's taxonomy places the organism in Eukaryota, Fungi, Basidiomycota, Agaricomycetes, Cantharellales, Hydnaceae. The record is from RefSeq and is a predicted model, not a curated record.